AUGAUGAGCAUUCCUGACCAACAGGUUCCUGUUACAGCGGAUUUAUCAAGAAUGACUAAUGAAGGAUUCCCCAGGUUGACAGAGCCAGUACAUACUGCAUUAAAUACUAACUACUGCUCAGCAUAUCCAGUCAAUCAACCACCAUCAGACAAGAGCCAUCAUGGUUCAAUAUAUCCGGCAACUGAAUUCAGACAAGAACAUUGGCUUCAAGAUGGAAGUAGUUGUGAAACAGAAGAUAGUGAGCAGUACGUGCCCGAAUUUCCACACAUACCAGGAGUCAAGCAAGAAGCCAAUUGCCGGAGAAAUAGUGACGAAUAUCACCCUCAAUAUCCUGGUGCAGGACAAAACUAUCUGGAUUUGAGUCCAGCAGCCCCAGCAAAUUGUUUUGGAACAAAUAGUAAAUUGAGCCCAAGGAGCAACGAACCGACGGAGAGUAUUGCAGUAAAAGAAGAGCCGACGGAUCGUGGCUACACUGAACCAACGACAGUUACCAAUCUCUCAUCACCAACAUCACAAGAAGCAUCCUCUGCGAGGAGUUUGAUUUACCAAAGGCAGCAGCAGUACACAAGCAAUAUAUUGAACCCCCGAGAACGCAGGGACUCACCGACGUCGAGUAGACCAGCGAGUGCGUCAUCAGUGACUUCCCAGUGGCCUCAGGUCCAGACGAAUGCAUCAGCCUCUGGAGAGUCAAAUUUCCUGGCACGCCAGGAGUCCUGGUCAACGGACUACACCAAGAGGAGCACAACUCCCACCUGGACGGAAUUGGGAGGCCAGCCGGAUGCCAGGACUCCCUCCUGGGAGCGCCCGGGCUCUUGCUAUCAGAAGAGAAGCUCCCCAACCAACUCCUGGAACGCAGAAUACAUCAAGAGGCCACCGUCUACUACUGGAAUCACUUCCUGGACUGACGUUGCUGUUGGUUACCAGCAACAACGGCGGGGGUCCUUACAACUCUGGCAAUUCCUCGUAGCGCUUUUGGAUGACCCAGCUAAUGCUCCAUGCAUCGCCUGGACUGGACGAGGAAUGGAAUUUAAAUUGAUUGAGCCGGAAGAGGUGGCUCGACGAUGGGGGGUCCAGAAAAAUAGACCAGCGAUGAAUUACGACAAACUCAGUCGAUCCCUCCGUUACUACUACGAGAAAGGUAUAAUGCAGAAGGUCGCUGGUGAGAGAUACGUCUACAAAUUCGUGUGUGAUCCGGAGGCUCUCUUCAACAUGGCCUAUGGAACUGGAGCUUCCUCUUUAUCAGGUGACAGCCAGGGAAAUGUCAUGAGAGGACACCCGGUGGUUAGUAAAUCCUCAAACAUCUCUAAUGAAGUUAAUGAGUCCAAGCAUCCCAGUGGCUAUGGAGAUGCUGUACUCGCCAUGUACUCCAAUACAGCAGCAGUGUAUGGCCCAUCGAGUUUACACCACCUCCACCAGUACUUGGGUACAAACGAGGGUUUCAAGACCCCCUCAAGUCGUUAUCACCCUCACCCCACCCACCAAUAUCCGAGCAAUCCCUCACACCAUCAUUAUCACCCCCCGACGUCACCAUAUCCGGAUCCAUUUCUGAACUACAGUCGUCUGACCACUCAUGAGCUACCCCUGGACAUCAGAACGCAGGACACGGUGCGAUCGGGUUACGCCCACGAGGAGACUUCAACGAGGGCAAAGGAAUCGUCCGGUCUAGUGUCAUUCGAGUCGGCGCAACGCAACCAAUUACCCAUUACAACCGCAAAUACGCAGGCCACAACAAUUUUGGAAUCAACCGCUGGAUCAAAAAUUGAACCGGCCUCCUACACUUGUCUGGGAGUCGACAGUUGCGUCUGUUAGAUUGUGAAGGGAAGUAAAAAAAAAAUCAUUCGAUUCUAUUAAUAAAUCAGCGAAUGAGUGAAUUCAUUCGAUGAAUAAAUGAAUUUAUUCCAUGAAACUGUCUGGAAUCGUUAUGGUAUUUUUUAUUUAGAGGACUUAUUGUACAUAGUGGAAUUUAUUUUCUAGUCAUUGAGCUGUGGUAUAAUUAAUCAUAAUUAGAAUUAUUUAUUGAUGAUGAUAGACUAAGAACAAGUGUAAAUAAAAGAUUCAUGAGCUCAAUUAUCAAUAGUUAAUUAUUCGAUUGAUUUUCUCACUACUGGACGAGUGAAUUAAAGAAUAUGAAUAUCAGAUCAUCGAUCGAAUCGUAAUUAAUCUCUGACAUUGGGAAAACUGCUAGGAAAAUGAUUUUGACUUUGAUUGACGGAAAAAAAUUGAUUGAAUCAAAAUAAAUUAAUGCUUACCACUAAAAUUCAGUAAAAAAUAUAUUAUUCUAGAAGAUAUUCCCCAGAAGUUAAUAACACUGGAAUCAUUCGAUAUUCCAAUGGAUUUGGUAUUUUCUCACGGUCAACAGAUGUUCCGGAGAAUCUUGUAUUCAUAUGACGCAAUCACCUUC
Messenger RNA from Diachasmimorpha longicaudata, 2401 nucleotides. RefSeq lists its product as uncharacterized. Gene Ontology annotation, molecular function: sequence-specific DNA binding; DNA-binding transcription factor activity, RNA polymerase II-specific. Gene Ontology annotation, biological process: cell differentiation; regulation of transcription by RNA polymerase II. The transcript is spliced from 10 exons. Gene Ontology annotation, cellular component: nucleus. Bases 1 to 1809 code for a protein of 602 amino acids. The record is from RefSeq and is a predicted model, not a curated record. Lineage: Eukaryota; Metazoa; Arthropoda; Insecta; Hymenoptera; Braconidae.